AUUUCUCCAUUUUCACCUCUUCAAGUACACUUAGCUUCUUGAAGAUCAGAGCAUUAUAUUCAUGGAGUCAUCGAGUGAGACCACCACCAAUUCCUCACGGUCUUCCUCUUCUCCUCCGCCUCCUGCCACUCCGCCACCGAUUCCGGUCGUCAGCCCCUGCGCCGCCUGUAAGAUCCUAAGGCGGAGAUGCGCCGAGAAAUGUGUGCUUAAGCCCUAUUUUCCUCCCAACGAUCCACUAAAGUUCACCACGGCUCACCGUGUCUUUGGAGCCAGCAAUAUCAUCAAAAUUUUGCAGGACUUGCCGGAGGCACAGAGGGCGGACGCCGUGAGCAGCCUGGUGUACGAGGCGAACGCGCGGCUGAGAGACCCCGUGUACGGCAGCGCCGGCGCGAUCUGCCACCUCCAGAAGCAAGUGAACGAGCUCCAAGCGCAGCUCGCCGUGGCUCAAGCCGAGCUCGUCAACAUCCAAAUGCAAUGCCAACAGGCGAAUCUCAUGGCCUUGAUUUACAUGGAAAACACGGCGCCGAAAUCUGCUCCACUACAACAAUCAUCCUUUGACGACGACGCCGAUCUCGCCUUCCUCGACGAAAACAACUUCCUCGGAUCUUAUUUCUGGGACCAAUCUCUGUCGAGUCUAGACAUGAUGAGCGUACUGUAGCCAUAUAUGCGAUCGAGCAGCAGUUUUUUCAUCCAUUUUUUGCAAUCGGCCGGGCCGGAAAUUAAAAUUAUAUAUAUUGGUCCGUCUAACCUUUAUAGUAAAUUCCACGAAGUGAGAAUUUUACAGAAAUAAACUUCCUAUAUAGUUUAACAUAUAUACAUAUAUAUAGUUGCAGUUGCAGAACUGAACUGAAAUGUAACAUUAUUUAAUCUUCAAGCCUAGCUUGGCUAGUAAGUUUUAUUUUUAAUUUUACUUCUUAUUUUUGCCCAAUGGUUUCGAUGAAAAUUGAUGGGUUAUGCACUUAUGAAUCAUAUCCUCUGCCAUUUUAAU
Ipomoea triloba (trilobed morning glory) is the source of this 988-nucleotide messenger RNA. RefSeq names its product LOB domain-containing protein 1-like. The record is from RefSeq and is a predicted model, not a curated record. The transcript has 2 exons. The coding region runs from base 62 to 658 and encodes 198 amino acids. Lineage: Eukaryota; Viridiplantae; Streptophyta; Magnoliopsida; Solanales; Convolvulaceae.